Rhizoctonia solani is the source of this 1935-nucleotide messenger RNA. RefSeq names its product pescadillo domain protein. The transcript has 5 exons. Gene Ontology annotation, molecular function: RNA binding. Gene Ontology annotation, biological process: maturation of LSU-rRNA from tricistronic rRNA transcript (SSU-rRNA, 5.8S rRNA, LSU-rRNA); ribosome biogenesis. Gene Ontology annotation, cellular component: nucleolus; PeBoW complex. The coding region runs from base 1 to 1935 and encodes 644 amino acids. The record is from RefSeq and is a predicted model, not a curated record. NCBI's taxonomy places the organism in Eukaryota, Fungi, Basidiomycota, Agaricomycetes, Cantharellales, Ceratobasidiaceae.
AUGGCUAAGCUCAAGCAAAGAGGUAAAUCCGGUGCGGCCAAAGCUUAUAUCACUCGGUCUUCUGCUAUAAAGAAACUACAAUGCUCUCUUGCUGAUUUCCGAAGACUAUGUAUCCUAAAAGGCAUAUUUCCUCGGGAGCCCAGACAUCGUAAACGAGCGAACAAGGGAUCUUCGGCCCCCACUACGUUCUACUAUGCAAAAGACAUAGCGUACCUGACACACGAGCCUAUCCUUCGCAAACUGCGUGAGCAUAAAGCAUUUGCGAAGAAACUGGCUCGAGCACUCGGUCGCGGAGAGUGGAGUAGUGCGAAGAGCUUGGAAGAGAACAAGCCUAUAUACACAUUGGAUCAUAUUGUGAAGGAAAGGGUAUAUCCUACCUUCAUCGAUGCACUGAGAGAUAUCGACGACGCCCUCUGCUUAAUUCACUUGUUUGCUGCAUUACCUACCUCGCCACAAAUACCCACCGCCCUUAUUUCCAACUGCACGAGACUGUCGGCGGAGUGGCAGCUCUAUGUGAUGAGAACACAUGCUCUUCGAAAGGUCUUCCUCUCCAUAAAGGGCAUUUAUUUUCAAGCGGAAGUAAUGGGACAGACUAUUACGUGGCUUGUUCCCUAUCAGUUUACACAACCAAUACCCGCAGAUGUAGAUGCGCGAGUGAUGCUAACGUUUGUUGAACUAUACCAAACGUUGCUUGGAUUUGUGUUCUUUAAGCUCUACUCCGACGUUUCUCUGGUAUACCCCCCCCACUCAUCUGGACAAGGACGAAGCAGGGCUGGUGUCGGUGCAUUUACAUUGGAAGAUAUUGUUUCAGAUCAAACGACAUCCCCUUCUGUUCCUACAGUUAAAAAGGUCGAAGUGGAUGGCAAGACGGUGACAAACAAGGACGUCAAACGUGCUAUUAUGGACAUCAAUGCAACACCUCUCCCGCCCCAGCCGAUUACUUCCUUUUCAAAGGCCGACGCCGACACCGCACCAACCGAUGUAGAUAUAUUGCCAGACGAUUUUGUUGUCCAGCCAUCUAAAUCUGCCGACGGUCAAGGAGCACCACUUCUUACUAUGCGCGACAUUGCUGUUCUUCCCUCUGCAACAUCUCCACUUUUAUUCUCCUCUCUUAAUAUCUUUCUCUCCCGCGAGACUCCACGGCCAUUGCUGGAGUUCGUAGUUCGUGCCUUUGGUGGUCGUGUGGGAUGGCCCGCAACCUUGGGCGCAGGAUCACCCUUCGACGAGAACGACCCUUCAAUCACCCAUGUCAUAGUCGACCGACCGCUAAACAGUGAUCUAGCCUCUGCCGGUCGACGCAAAUACGUUCAGCCACAGUGGGUCAUUGAUUCGAUCAACGCCGGCCGGUUGCUGGUAGAAGAUACCUACGCUCAGGGAAAAAUUCUCCCGCCUCAUUUGAGUCCAUUUGGCGAGGGCUCGAGCACAUACGUACCCGAUGCGAAUGGAGCGGAGCCAACGGACGAAGAUUUGGCUGCUGGAUCUGGGGAAAGUGACGGGGAAGAAGAAGAACAAGAGGAUGAGAAAAUGGCUGAAGUCGAAACCCCCGUUCCUGAAGAUUCGGUCACUCGACCUGCACUUGCUGCGGCCGCUGCUGCCCCCGAAGACCCGGCUCUUCGCCGUGCUGCAGAGAUCGAAGCCGAACGAGCAGGUGCCGAAUAUGCAACAUUUGAAGCAGAUCUGAAGAAGGCAAUCAAGAAAACCAAGAAGGUCGCUGAACCGGUUAUUGAGGACAACGAAAUCGAAAUGAACAAGAUGUUGAUGAGCAACAAGCAGAGGAAGCUGUACGAACGCAUGAAACAUGGGGAGAAGAAGCGUGCGUUGGAGGCAAGUUUUCACAUCGAAUCUUGCCGAUUGUUGAAAUCGAAAUUGGAGCAGAAGCGCGAUGCUCUCCGAAAAGCCAAGGCGAAAGAAGUUCGCAAGGGCACCAAGGCUUGA